AUGAGAUUCCAACCACCACGCUUCAUCAGUCGCCCAAGGGCAAAUGAUGCUGCUGUGCAUCAACAAGAGCAGGAGGAUUUGGAGAAGAAGAAUGCACCCGAGGUCUCUUCGGCGGCAGCUUCUGAACUCAACCACCCCGUGCCCGAAGAGGAAGGUGUUCAAAGAAUUGAAGCGUUGACAUCGUCAUGGACCUGGCGGGAGCUGAUCCUGACCUAUCUCGCUAUCUAUCUCUUCUUUUUCAUCCAUGACUUGCAACAGUCGAUCGUCGGCACUUGCGCCCCCUACAUCGCCAGUGCGCUUGGAGACCAUCAUUCUCUGGUCGCUGCUAUCCAAAUUGCUGCCCUCAUCAUCGGGGGUGUUGUCAGCUUCCCAAUUGCUCGAGUCCUCGACAUUUGGGGCCGUCUGCCGGGCUUCGUGAUGCUCUUCAUUCUUACCGAGGUUGGCAUGAUUAUGAUGGCCGGUGCCCUAACCAUUCAGACAUAUGCUGCUGCACAGGUCUUCUACUGGAUCGGACAGAAUGGAACAUCCUUAUCCCUGCAAGUCUUCCUGGCAGACACUAGCACGCUGAAGAAUCGUGCAAUUGUCUAUGCUUUCACCACCAGCCCUUACAUUAUGACCCAAUUCGUUGGUCCCCUUGCCGCGACCAACUUCCUGACCAAGUACGGACCGAGCGGCAUUCGAUGGGGCUACGGUACAUUCUGCAUUGUCUAUCCAUUUGCUGCUGCUCCCGUGAUUGGCACACUCUGGUACCACAUGCGCCAGACUGAGAAGAAGGGUCUCAUGCCCAAGAGAGAGAGCGGACGUACCUGGAUGGAGUCCGUCAAGCACUACGUGAUUGAAUUCGAUGUCGUGGGAAUGAUCCUGAUCUGCGCUGGAUUCGUUCUCUUCCUCCUUCCCUUUAGCUUGGCUGGCGACGAAGCCGGCAAAUGGAACAACGGCUCAAUCAUUGCCAUGAUUGUCGUUGGUGGAUGUCUGCUCAUCAUUUUCCCAUUUUACGAAAAGUUCUUUGCACCGCACAUGUUGCUGCCAUGGGAGUUGCUCAAGAACCGAAACGUUUGGUCCACCUGCAUUGUCGCUGGCACUCUCUUUGUCAGCUUCUAUUGUUGGGACGCGUAUUUCUACUCGUACCUCCAGGUUGUCUUUCAGCAAACUAUCCAGAAUGCUUCGUACAUUAGCAGCACCUACACUGUGGGUUCAUGCUUUGUCGCCUUCAUUGUCGGAGCUCUCAUUCACGUCUCAAACUACUUCAAGUGGAUUGCACUUUUCGCUAUCCCCCUUCAAAUUCUUGGUACCGGACUCAUGAUUCACUUCCGGCAGCCUGACCAACACAUUGGUUACGUCGUUAUGUGCCAGAUUUUCAUUGCCUUUUCUGGCGGUGCUAUGAGUCUGCUUGACGAAAUUUCUGUCAUGGCCGGCACUUCUCACGACAAGGUCGCCAUUGUGCUUGCCCUGCUCAAUGUCGCUACUCAAGUCGGCGGCGCCAUCGGUCUCUCCAUCUCUGGCGCCAUCUGGACAAACUCGAUGCCCGAAGCCCUCAUGAAAUUCCUGCCCGCGGAUGCUCAAAAGGACUUUGCUUCCAUUUACGGCAGCAUCACCACCCAGCUUAGCUACCCCAUGGGCUCGCCCGUUCGCGUAGCCAUCAUCAAGUCUUAUGCCUUGGCUCAGCGCAGAAUGACGAUUGCCGCUACCUGCGUCUUGGUCCUUGCCCUUUUCGGUGUCCUCAUGUGGCGCAACAUUAAUAUUUCCAGAGUCCACCAGACCAAGGGCACCGUCUUUUAA
Messenger RNA from Xylona heveae TC161, 1779 nucleotides. RefSeq names its product MFS general substrate transporter. The record is from RefSeq and is a predicted model, not a curated record. Gene Ontology annotation, biological process: transmembrane transport. Lineage: Eukaryota; Fungi; Ascomycota; Xylonomycetes; Xylonales; Xylonaceae. Gene Ontology annotation, molecular function: transmembrane transporter activity. The coding region runs from base 1 to 1779 and encodes 592 amino acids. The transcript is spliced from 6 exons.